This is a messenger RNA of Umbelopsis ramanniana AG, 2740 nucleotides long. RefSeq lists its product as uncharacterized. NCBI's taxonomy places the organism in Eukaryota, Fungi, Mucoromycota, Umbelopsidomycetes, Umbelopsidales, Umbelopsidaceae. The record is from RefSeq and is a predicted model, not a curated record. The transcript has 8 exons. The coding region runs from base 255 to 2702 and encodes 815 amino acids.
AAACCUCAUCCGGAGCAAAGCGCAAGUGACCCUCUUCUAGAUUAUUCACACACAGCUUUUUUGCAGAGAAAUUCUGGCUUAUCUUUGAACCUGUGCUUUGUGCACAAGUCAUUGAACAAGUGGACACUGUCUUGGCAGAUAACUGCCCUGCUUUCUUGGAUUCUUUGCGGCUCACUACGUUUACUCUUGGCACCAAGCCUCCCCGCAUUGAUGCUGUCAAAACAUAUCGUAACACUCAGUCAGACAUUGUGACUAUGGAUUGGAAGGUUUCGUUCACGCCAACUGAUGUUUAUGAUAUGACACCAAGAGAACAAGAAACAAAGGUCAACCCUAAAAUUAUCCUGACUAUACGCGUCGGAAAGGGUAUGCUAGGAGCUGGUAUGCCUGUCCUAGUGGAGGAUAUCAGCUUCAAAGGCUACAUGCGUGUUAAAGUCAAACUAAUGAGCAAGUUUCCACAUGCUAAACGCGUUGAACUUUGCUUUAUGGAAAAACCUGAAUUCGACUAUGUGCUCAAACCUGUAGGAGGAGAAACAUUUGGAUUUGAUAUUAACAAUAUUCCUGGUCUACAAGGCUUCAUUCGCGAUCAAGUCCACUCUAAUUUGGGUCCCAUGAUGUACUAUCCUAAUGUCUUCACUUUGGAUGUUGAAAAACUGAUGUCUGGCGAUAUGGACAUGACUUCUGCGAAUGGUGUCUUGGCCGUCACCGUGUAUUCUGCCUCCAAGAUCAAGUCCGGCGAUUUGUUUGGAGGAGGUUCCAUUGACCCAUAUGUUCGUUUCCGUAUCAAUCGCGGCCCAGACCUAGGUCGCACCAGUGUUUUGAAUAACACUGACGAACCAAACUGGAAUGAAACACACUUCUUGCUCCUCAAUAACUUAAAUGAUAGUCUAUCUAUGGACCUCUGUGGAAAGAACAAUACUACUCGGGAUCGCGACUUUGGAUCCGUAGUUUAUGCGCUCCAGAAACUCGCAGAUUCUGAAGACGCCUCGGACGAAGGAGCCAAUUUACAAGUGCUUCGUCAUGGUAAACCUAUGAGUGAACUCAAAGUCGAUCUUAGAUACCUUCCAGUGUCUAAGCCAACCAAACAAGACGAUGGAUCUAUCAUCCCAGCUGUUGAAUCAAAUUCCGGUAUCUUGCGAUUUACCAUACACGAAGUCAAAGGUUUAUCCGGUAAACCUAGUCCGUAUGCUCGUGUGCUCGUCAAUGGAACAGAAAAGAUCAAGAGUAAGCCAUUGAAGAGGAACGCCAAUCCCAAGUUUGAGAAGGUUGUUGAGGUACUGGUCAUUGAUAAGACUGAGGUACAAAUGCGCGUACAAAUCCAAGACGCAACGAGCUUUUCAUCCGAUGUUGAACUUGGUUCAUGGUCCGCAAGUUUAUUGAGUAUCUUUGACAAAAUUGAGAAGAAUGAAGGAUGGUGGGAUCUGACUCGCAAUGGCAAAAAUUGUGGCCGUCUGCGCAUUAGUGCCGAAUGGAAACCGGUGGUUAUGACUGGCUUAGCUGAAAGUCUCGGUGGCCAUGGCUAUUACUCACCGCCUAUUGGUAUUGUGCGACUUUUACUCUGGGAAGCUAGAGACCUGAAGAACGUUGAAUCUGUUGGUGGUGGAAAGUCUGAUCCAUAUGUGCGAAUCAAGUCUGGUGUUCAAAUUCGUGCAUGUACUGAAGUCGUCGAUAACAACCUGAACCCAGAAUGGGGAGCCGUUGUUUACGUACCCAUCCAUUCUGAUAAGGAAGAUCUUACUCUCGAGGUUAUGGAUUGGAAUGCAAAUAGCAAGGACAAAUCUCUCGGUAUGACAGAUCUUAGCGUCAAAGAAUUGGUUAAGAUGUGUGCUGAAGGAGAAGGCGACACUCUUCAAAAGUGGUAUGAAUCUACUGGAGCCAAAAUUGACAAAUGGGCUCCAUUGAAGUCUCUCGACCGCACUCAGGUGAAGGGAGAAAUCAAAUAUGAAGCUGAAUUCUACCCAACGCUUGCUCUAGCUAAGGAUGCUAGCAUCAAAGACAAAGAAAAUGCUGUCAAAGAAAAGGCUGAAGCCAAAGCAGAAGAGGCAGAAACCCGUGGCGAAUUAUCCGAUGUACAAGCUGAGACAGACAAGAUGAUUGCAGAGAUUGAUGCUGAAUGCCCAGAAAAAGAUUUGCAUGGCACAUACAUCAAGUAUACACCGGACGAUAUCGUCGAUUUGCGAUCCUACGAGUCUGGUGUCUUGACGGUUAAAAUCCAUGAAAUAUCAUUCGAUAAGCCAACAUUUGCUUAUGCUGAGGUGCUGAUUGAUUCUAUCCAAUCUCAAUACCGUACCACCAAACUUCGUGGUCGCAGCUUGGAGUUCAAUGAAACCACCGAUGCAUUCGUAAAAGAGUCCGACUUUAGCAAAGUCGCUAUUCAGAUCAAGCCAGGUAACGCUGACGAGAAAGACGACGAUGUCAUGGCUUAUUGGGUUGGCCAAGCCAAUGACAUUAUUCGAAAAAUUCAAUGGAGAAACCGUACCUUGCGCGACGAAGGCAAAGGCACUAGUACUGUAGAUGACGGUGAAUGGUUUUCGCUAUUUGGUGGAGACAAUACAACUGGCAAGAUUCGACUUAGCUUUAAGUUCUCGCCCGUCCUCGACUUCACUUUGGAUCCAAAGGAAAGCUUGGAGAACCAAGGCAACCUGACUGUUACUCUCAUCAGUGCCCAGUCUUUGAUGGCUGCCGACAAGUCAGGUAUGAAAUAACAGAAGCAAUUAUGUUACUUGCAUCAUGCAGCGCGCUA